AUGCUGCUGAGACUGGGCGGCCCCGCGCUGCCGCUGCUCCUGCCGUCGCUGCUGGUGCUGUUGCUGGGCGCGGGCAGCGGUGGCCGCGGAGUGCGCGCCGAGGUGCUGUUCCGCUGCCCGCCCUGCACGCCAGAACGCUUGGCUGCCUGCGGGCCCCCGCCGGACGCGGUGUCCCGGUCGGCCGGCGGCGCCCGCGGGACCUGCACUGAGCUGGUCCGGGAGCCGGGCUGCGGCUGCUGUUCGGUGUGCGCCCGGCUGGAGGGCGAGGCGUGCGGCGUCUACACCCCACGCUGCGGCCAGGGGCUACGCUGCUAUCCCAACCCCGGCUCCGAGCUGCCCCUUCAGUCGCUGGUCAUGGGCGUGGGCACUUGCGGAAAGGGCCGGGACGCCAAGUACGGCGUUAGUCCGGAGCAGGUUGCAGACAGUGGAGAUGAGAACUCUGAGGGAAGCCUGGUCGAGAACCAUGUGGAUGGGACCAUGAACAUGUUGGGAGGUGGCGGCAGUGCUGGCCGGAAGCCCCUCAAGUCAGGCAUGAAGGAGCUGGCUGUGUUCCGGGAGAAGGUCACCGAGCAGCACCGGCAGAUGGGCAAAGGAGGAAAACACCACCUUGGCCUGGAGGAGCCCAAGAAGCUUCGGCCCCCACCUGCCCGGACCCCCUGCCAGCAAGAACUGGACCAGGUCCUGGAGCGGAUCGCCACCAUGCGCCUUCCUGAUGAUCGGGGUCCUCUGGAGCACCUCUACUCUUUGCACAUCCCUAACUGUGACAAACAUGGCCUGUACAACCUCAAACAGUGCAAGAUGUCUCUGAACGGGCAGCGUGGGGAGUGCUGGUGUGUGAACCCCAACACUGGGAAGCUGAUCCAGGGAGCUCCUAUCGUCCGGGGGGACCCCGAGUGCCAUCUCUUCUACAAUGAGCAACAGGAGGCUGGUGGGGCGCAUGCCCAGAGGGCACAGUAA
Messenger RNA from Marmota flaviventris (yellow-bellied marmot), 957 nucleotides. RefSeq names its product insulin like growth factor binding protein 2 (gene Igfbp2). Gene Ontology annotation, biological process: regulation of insulin-like growth factor receptor signaling pathway. Lineage: Eukaryota; Metazoa; Chordata; Mammalia; Rodentia; Sciuridae. Gene Ontology annotation, molecular function: insulin-like growth factor II binding; insulin-like growth factor I binding. The record is from RefSeq and is a predicted model, not a curated record. Gene Ontology annotation, cellular component: extracellular region.